Molecule: messenger RNA, 2890 nt
Organism: Lipotes vexillifer (Yangtze River dolphin)
Lineage: Eukaryota; Metazoa; Chordata; Mammalia; Artiodactyla; Lipotidae
Gene: STON2
Product: stonin 2
Exons: 6
Coding region: 197-2890 (897 amino acids)
Biological process (GO): endocytosis; regulation of endocytosis
Source: RefSeq, a predicted model, not a curated record
CAGAUUUCCACUUGGCAGAUUAACCAAAGGCAAGAGAGGCUAAUCUGUCUACGUUCUGAGUGCCACUCUCCGUGAGACCCCCAUAACAGACCCCAGGCCCAAGUCCACUGUGCUACCAGACUCCCACCUCACCCCAGGCAUUGCUCUGGGGUCUGCCUGAGGCCAGCAGUGUGAAGAUGACCAGCACCUUCCUAGCAUGACGACCUUGGACCAUGUGAUCGCUACCCACCAGUCGGAGUGGGUCUCUUUCAAUGAGGAGCCGCUCUUUCCUGUCCCUUCUGAGGGGGGCACUGAAGAGCACCUCCCAGGACCAUCGUCUUCCUCAGACCAGUCCGAGAUCUCUUCUGGGGAGAACCGUGUGGUGGAUGGAGGCUCUCAGGACCUUUCCCCCUCAGAGCAUGAUGACUCUUCUGAAAAGAUGGGCCUCAUCUCUGAAGCGGCCUCCCCUCCCCUGAGCCCUGAGCCGCCUCCACCUGACCUGGCUUCAGCCAUCAGCAGCUGGGUUCAGUUUGAAGAUGACACACCCUGGGCCAGCACAUUACCACCUCAUAAAGAAGCAGGUGGGACAGCCAUAUCAUUGACCAUGCCCUGCUGGACGUGCCCUUCCUUCAACUCCCUGAGGAGAUGCCCUCUGCCCUCCGAGAGCAGCUGGACCACACAUUCUGAAGACACCAGUAGUCCUAGUUUUGGCCCUUCGUACACAGGCCUGCAGCUCAUCAGUGCUGAGGAGCAGAGUGGCCUGGCUUCCAGGGCCGACUCGACUGACAAUUCUUCCUCUCUUCAGGAAGAUGAAGAGGUAGAGAUGGAGGCCAUCAACUGGCAGGCCAGCAGUCCAGCUAUGAACGGACAUCCCGCCACUCUAGUGACCUCUGCUCGUUUCCCUAGCUGGGUCACUUUUGAUGACAAUGAAGUCAGCAGCCCUUUGCCACCAAUCACCUCUCCUCUGAAGCCGAAAACACCACCUCUUGAAUCUGUGAUCCCAGAUGUACCUUAUAACUCAACUGGGUCAUUUAAGAAGAGGGAACGUCCCAAGAGCACUUUGAUGAACUUCUCCAAAGUUCAGAAGCUGGACAUUACCUCCUUAAACCAUCCGCCUUCUGUGCCUGAGGCUCCUCUUUGGAGGGCAACCAAUCCUUUUCUGAAUGAGACUCUGCAGGAUGUACAACCCUCCCCUAUAAACCCUUUCCGCGCUUUCUUUGAGGAGCAGGAGAGGCGCUCCCAAGACAAUUCCAUGUCUGGUACCACAGGCAAAAGCCAAAGAGAUUCUCUCAUUGUCAUCUACAAGGAUGCCAUCAGUUUUGAUGAUUCAAGCAAAAACCAGUCACACUCUGAUGCUGUUGAAAAACUCAAACGACUCCAACUUGAGGAUCCUGAUCACUUAGGGAGUACAACACUCCCUGAUGAUGACCCAAUAGCCUGGAUUGAACUAGAUGACCACCCACCAGGUUCCGCACUGUCCCAGCCCAAGGAUGGUUGGCCCAUGAUGCUUAGGAUCCCUGAGAAGAAAAACAUCAUGUCCUCUAGGCACUGGGGACCCAUCUACAUCAAACUGACAGACAGCGGGUAUCUGCAGCUGUAUUAUGAGAAGGGCUUAGAAAAGCCAUUCCGUGAGUUCAAGCUGGAGAUCUGCCAUGAGAUUUCAGAGCCCCGGCUCCAAAACUAUGAUGAGAACGGCAGGAUCCAUAGCUUGCGGAUAGACCGCGUCACCUACAAGGAGAAGAAGAAAUACCAGCCUAAACCUGCCGUGGCCCACGUGGCCGAGAGGGAACAAGUGAUUAAGCUGGGCACCACCAAUUACGAUGACUUCCUGAGCUUCAUCCGUGCGGUUCAGGACCGUCUCAUGGACCUGCCAGUGUUGUCAAUGGACUUGUGCACAGUUGGCUUGAACUACCUUGAAGAGGAGAUUGCAGUGGAUGUCCGAGAUGAAUUCUCUGGCCUUGUGAGCAAAGGAGACAACCAGAUUCUCCAGCACCGUGUCUUGACACGGGUCCACAUCCUGAGUUUCCUCUCUGGCCUUGCCGAGUGCCGCUUGGGUCUCAAUGAUGUCCUCGUCAAAGGGAACGAAAUCGUUUCCCGGCAAGACAUCAUGCCCACCACCACCACAAAGUGGAUCAAGCUCCACGAGUGCCAUUUUCACAGGUGUGUGGACGAGGAUGUAUUCAACAGCUCACGGGUUAUUCUGUUCAACCCUUUGGACGCCUGCCGACUUGAGCUAAUGAGGUUCAGGACAGUAUUUGCCGAGAAGACCUUGCCAUUCACACUCACGACUGUGGCAAGCAUCAGUGGGGCAGAGGUGGAGGUACAGAGCUGGCUGAGGAUGUCAUCUGGCUUCUCCUCUAACUGUGAUCCUCUCACUCAGGUUCCCUGUGAGAAUGUGAUGGUUCGCUACCCUGUGCCCAGUGAGUGGGUGAAAAACUUCCGCAGGGAAAGUGUCCUGGGGGAAAAGUCUCUGAAAGCCAAAGUGAACCGGGGGGCAAGUUUUGGCUCAACUAGCUUGUCUGGCUCUGAGCCUGUCAUGAGAGUAACUCUGGGAACUGCAAAGUAUGAGCAUGCCUUCAACUCCAUUGUGUGGAGGAUAAACCGACUGCCUGACAAAAACUCAGCUUCUGGUCACCCACACUGUUUCUUCUGCCAUCUUGAACUUGGCUCUGACCGGGAAGUGCCUUCCAGAUUUGCCAAUCACAUUAGCGUCGAGUUCAGCAUGCCUACAACUUCUGCCUCCAAAGCUGCCGUAAGAUCCAUCUCUGUGGAAGACAAGACCGACGUCAGGAAGUGGGUCAAUUAUUCUGCACACUACAGCUACAAGGUGGAAAUUGAGCAAAAAAAGAGUUUGAAGCCAGACUUUGAAGGAGAUGAAAUGGAAAAUCCCAAGGAGUGUGGGGUCCAGUGA